Molecule: messenger RNA, 2118 nt
Organism: Cryptomeria japonica (Japanese cedar)
Lineage: Eukaryota; Viridiplantae; Streptophyta; Pinopsida; Cupressales; Cupressaceae
Product: probable 3-hydroxyisobutyrate dehydrogenase, mitochondrial
Exons: 11
Coding region: 165-1334 (389 amino acids)
Biological process (GO): L-valine catabolic process
Molecular function (GO): NAD binding; 3-hydroxyisobutyrate dehydrogenase activity; NADP binding
Source: RefSeq, a predicted model, not a curated record
CUCUAAAUACUUUAUUAAGAACGCGCUUGCGCGGAACAAGUAAAAAAAGAACAAUCCUCGAUCAGCCUCCCUGUUCGCCAACAACAGAACCGUUGAUAAACUUCUCUAGCAAUUUUUCUGUUAUUAAGUAGCGUCGAAUUGUUCUGGGACAAACGGUUCACAAUAUGACUUAUAAUUUUUUGAGGAUUUUAAACCAAUCAUCGCGGAUUCAAACCUGCACCAAUAUAAUAUCGCCUUUCUUAGCUAUGGGAACCAGAUUUUUAUCAAACACCACCAUUCCUCCGCUGGAGAGGGUUGGAUUUAUUGGACUUGGAAAUAUGGGGUUUCACAUGGCCAAUAACCUUCUAAAAGCUGGAUACAAUCUUGUUGUGUAUGACAGAAACUAUGCUGCAAUGGAAAAGUUUGCAGAUAGAGGCGUAUCUACUGCCAUUACACCUCUCAAAGUAGCAGAAGCUAGUGAUGCAGUGAUAACCAUGCUACCUUCAUCACCACAAGUUAUGGAUGUGUACCUGGGAUCAGAGGGUUUUCUGGGCAAAGGAAACAUUUCCAGACCAUGGCUUUUGGUAGAUGCAUCAACAGUUGAUCCUCAGACGUCCAGAAGAAUUGCGAAAAGAGUUUCUGACUGUGUUUUAACAGCAAAUACAUAUAACUGGGGAGCUCCUGUGAUGCUAGAUGCACCAGUAUCUGGGGGGGUCCUUGGUGCAGAGGCCAGGACACUUACAUUUAUGGUAGGAGGUCCACAUCAUGCUUUUCUUGCAGCACAACCAUUGCUGAAUGCCAUGGGAAAACAAAGUAUUUACUGUGGAAAAUCUGGAAAUGGUGCUGCAGCAAAGAUCUGCAAUAAUCUAGCCAUGGCAAUCAGUAUGGCUGGUAUAUCUGAAGCUCUUGCCCUUGGGCAACAUCUUGGCAUUAGUGCAUCAAUCCUAACUAAAAUAUUUAAUUCUUCAAGUGCUCGUUGUUGGAGCAGUGAUUCUUAUAACCCUGUGCCAGGGGUUAUGGCAGAGGUUCCCUCAUCAAAGAAUUACGAUGGUGGAUUUUCCUGUAACCUUAUGGCCAAAGACUUGGGACUUGCAUUGGUUGCAGCCAAAGAAGUUGGAAUAGAUUCCCCUCUGACAACCCAAUUGCAUGAAAUAUCACCAUUGGGCUUGAAGGGAAAAAUUGUGCAACCACUUGGUCAAUGUACUCGAUUCUGUGCAGUGAAAGUAAAGGAAACAAAGAUUUUUCGUGUAUAUUUCAACAUAAAUAUUCAGGUCAUCCUGAAGAUUCAGAGCAUGAAAGUUCUUCUGAAAAGAAUGGAAAUAACAUUGUUUAAAAUGCUACCCUCAUUAGAGUGAAAAUUUGUAAGCAAAAUAAAAUUGGCGGUCAAGAAUUUUGUAGAUAUGGUUACUGGGUCACUUUAUUUUAAAGUCCAUUUGUUGGCGUGUAUGCUUUCUAUAUUGCUAAGAAAACACCAGUUUUCUUGCAUGAAGUUGUAAUUAAGGAGUGGACUUAUAUGUGGUAGGUCAUGUAAUGAAACUAAAGUUGUUUUUAAAUAUGGCUUCAUAGAUGUUCAAUUUGAUUAAGAAGAUCAAGAAGGCAGAUAUUCGAGGUAGAAAAAGGUAAACAAUGAUGAAAUUCCUGCUUCUGCUGGAACUUUAUAUGAUGCAGUAACCACGAUGGGUUAAGUCAAGAAUAGGCAUCAGUAAAAUAAUGGCAUAGUCUUGAAAAUGUGGAAAUACAUAGUAGAGGGCUUGUAGACAAUAGCCUUGAUAAACCAAAUAGAUUCAACUGUAUGUUGAUUGGAAUGAUCUGAAGGUCAAAAAACAAGGAAACUAACAUAAUUUGUAUGUAGUGGGAGUGCGAUGAAACAAGUGUGAGUGAGUGACCAUCUUAAGGUAUUUUCUUGCCAAGCUAGCUAUUAUUGCUGUUUAUUUUCACCUCAAUGUCAUUAAACAUUAAGCAGAUCCUGUUACAGUAGAUUCUUCUCAUUUCAACAGGGUUGCUCAAUGUAUAUUUAUCAUAACAAAAAUUUUGGACACAGAUGUAUAAUAAGGAAGGAUGACCUUUGUGAAACCCUAAAUUUAAAGAACUGUAUAACUUCUUAAAAUUGAUAUAGAGAAUACAUUUUGGCGUUAGUCA